AUGCCUUCAUCUAUUUUACCUUCUUUUUAAAAUAAACAAGGUUCUAAAUCAACAAUCUAUUUUGAAGCAAAUAGAGAUAUUCGAAAUGUAAGUAGAUUCAUAUUAAAAUUUAAGGGUUGUUAUAGAAGAUGGCAAUAUCAAAGGACUCAAAAAAAUUAAGAAAUAACUAGUAAAUUGAGGCUGAUAAAAUAGAUCGACAUUAUUUUUAGGUAAUUUGAGUAUCAAGGCUAGGAACAUCUUAGAAAAUUAUACAAUGAAUAUGGCAAUAGUUGA
Messenger RNA from Paramecium octaurelia, 273 nucleotides. The record is from the annotation of a GenBank genome assembly. Lineage: Eukaryota; Ciliophora; Oligohymenophorea; Peniculida; Parameciidae.